AUGACGCAGACGCAGCCGCAGAGUGGCGGCUCUCGCGGCGCAAGCCGGCGUUGGCACGCGCCUGCCCACUUUGGUUGCCUCCACUGCGCGCGUUCGCCCGCCACAGGGCGAUGCAGCGAGGUCGCCGGCGCGGCUCAGCACCCUCCGCGGGGCUCCGACCUGUUGCGUCACUUCGAGUGCGGGCGGGGGCGGGCGCACCUUCCGCUCCACUGGUUUCCCAUUUCUCUAGUGGGUCUGUGUUUUGCGCCAGCUGCGAAUGCCUCCAGCACGCGCCUUCAAGCCGACGAGAAUGAGUCCCCGCAGAAGACAUGUGUCGCCGCCGCGGCGACGGCGAAUAGGCCGGUGCACGCGGGCCUGGCGGCGGUGCGGUGCGGUGAAGUGGACGACGCGCCAGGGGGAUUGUGUGGAACUGCCCGCGCGCGCCUCACCUCGAUCAAGGACGGAGGCCCAUGGCAAAUGCGGCGGCCGCGGUGCCGGGGCUCAGUGCCUCGCAAAGGGGGAGCCAAGGACCGGCGGCCAGUCCCUUCGACUCGUUGUUGGCCCCCCGGUGGCGGCAGUUGGGCUUUUUUUGGGCGCCGCCGUGCGCAGGGGGCCCGGGGCAAGUGCAGUGGGCUUCCCGCCCAACAGCUGCGCGCGCCGAAGUGCGGCGGCACCUCUCGCGCUGGGGAGGCUUCGGUAAACUAA
Molecule: messenger RNA, 684 nt
Organism: Trypanosoma conorhini
Lineage: Eukaryota; Euglenozoa; Kinetoplastea; Trypanosomatida; Trypanosomatidae
Exons: 1
Coding region: 1-684 (227 amino acids)
Source: RefSeq, a predicted model, not a curated record